CAAACAGUACCACCGCUUCGCUCGCUCCAUCCCCACAACACAACACAGUUUCUGCUGAUUUGGUGUCGUACGCACAGUCAAGAUCAUGACAGCUGUUGAAUGGGAGGAAGUUAAACGGCUGGCCGCUGGGCUCCAGCGCGCUCAGCUGAUAUCCACGACUCAAAGAUUAUCUGAGCGUAACUGUGUUGAAAUUAUCACCAAGCUCGUGGACAUGAAAUUGCUCGACAUCAUAUUUACAAAUGAUGGAAAAGAAUAUAUCACUCCACAGCAGCUUGUAACAGAGAUGAGAGAUGAAUUAAUUGUCAAUGGUGGUCGCAUCAAUCUGGUAGAGUUGGCCAAGUUAUUAAAUGUUGAUCUGAGCCACAUUGCUCAAAGAGCUGCUGACCUCCAGAAGCAGGACCCUGGAAUUUCUUUAGUGCUGGGACAACUUAUUGAUAAAUCAUAUAUUACACGGUUGGCUGAAGAAAUAAAUGAAAAGCUUGUUCAACAAGGAGAAGUAUCUAUUAGUGAUUUGACCAGUCAAUAUGAUCUACCUAGUGAAUUUUUACAACAGGUUGUUCAACGAAAUCUAGGGAAGAUAAUACGUGCUAAGCAAGACAGACAAGAUCCUCGUGUUUUCUUUACUGAAGCUUAUGUUGCCAGAAAUAUGGCAGCUAUUCGAGGUGCUCUUAUUGCCACAAUGAAACCGACACCUGUGAGCAACUUAAUCAACAUUUGUGGAGUUCAAGAACGUCUAUUCUUUUCACUAAUUGAUAAUUUGAUGGAAUUGAAACAAGUCCCCGGUGUCUUCUCUGGGAAACAAGUUUCCAAUAGUAUUUAUGUACCAUCAAUUUACUCUAAAUCUCAAAGUGAUUGGGUUGAUAGCUUCUACAAGCAGAACGGCUUUUUAGAAUAUGAUGCUCUCUCACGCAUUGGCAUAUCUGAUGGUCAGUCUUAUGCACGCAAACAUUUUCCUGCUGAAAAGCUCUUAUUCCUUGACGGUGCUGCUAUUGGGUCCAUGUUAUUAGGUCAGAUAGAAGCAGCUGUAGAAGAGGCUGUUAGUUCUGGCACAUGGGUUGACAUAAUGCCAAUGUUGCCAUCAGUCUUAGACAGUAACAAUGGGGAACAAAUUUUGACAGAAGUUCUGAAAACUGUAAGAACACCGGGGGGUAGUACACCGUCAGUCAAAGUUUUCAAUGGUUCAGUUGUUGUGACAGAAAACUUCCUGAACAAAUUAAUGGUUCCCUUCAAAGAUGUGGUGCAAAAGAAAGCAGAAAAGUGUGUUGCAUCUGGAGAGUUCCAACAAUGGCAAGUUGAUCGACUUCAAGUCUCUGAUGACCACAACAAGCGAGAAGAUCUGAAGGAAGAAAAAGUUGACAAGCGAGAUGAGCGACGCAAGAAAGCAGCUGGUGGUAAAGGGGGUGGUGGAACUCAGGGUCGUGAGACUAAAACUAAGUCAACAAAAAAGAAAGUGAGGGGUGGACGUGGAGGUGGAGAUUCUGAUGAUGAGGCAACUGUUAGUUCUCAUCGCAAACCUACAGUCUUAGAAAUUGUUACUGUUGAAGACAUAGUUGCUGUUAUUUCUCUGGAAGAGAGCUUUAAUGAUUUAGAUGAAGAUGAAAGAGCAUCUUUAUUGGAGGAAAUAGCCAAACACUUGCAUGUGUCAGCCAAUAAAGCUGCCAUGGAACAUGCCCAAGUUGUGUUGGAUAGCAAUAUGUCAAAUAAUAUUGGUGCACGGAGGAAAACUCACAAUGAUCUUCAAGAGAAACUGAACAGUCUUAUCACCAAUGUUAGAUUGUUUGAGAAAGGUCUCAAAGGAUUUUCUACUGAUGUUAUUCCACCUGCCAAAGAGUCUCCUCAUUCACAGCUUUCUAAAUAUUUGCUUAAAACAUUUUGCACUGACAUUGCCAAUGAAAUAGUUGGCUUUAUAGCUCAGGAGCGGAUGCUACAAUGGGACUCUACCAAGGACAUACUUCAGGAGACAAGGCAAAAAGUGGCCCAGGAAUCAGGUGGAGCAGAAAAAGAGGCUCUUUUAAAAUUAAAUAAAUCUUUACUUGGAUCUUCACUUGAUGACUUUUUUUCUGCUCUUGAAAUCGCUCUGAGUUCAGAUGUUUGUGAUGUUGUUAUUCGUAAAUCAGACAAGAAAAAGGAGAGAGUGAUGGUCUUUGGUCACCGCCAAGCAUUGUUAGAGCAACUGAAUUCUUCAGAGGACCCGGCUCACGUUUUGCAUAUAGCUACUUUGGUGCUUUGUCAAGGUGUAACACAAAAUAUGUUGCAUGCAUCUGGACGCUAUGUCAACAUUUUAUUGUCAUUCCUACAGCCUCAUUUGCCAGCAGGCACAUAUUCCACUUUGCAGGAGUACUAUGAUCUUGUGCUGAAGCUCUUAUCAACAGACCAGCCAAAUGAGGAUGCAAAGACAACUGUUAUGUUUCAGCUCCAAGAGAAAAUGCCUAUCAUUAAAGAUAUUGCAAAUACCUUUAAAAAGACUUCCGGAGAAAACAAAGAGUGAUUUGAUUUUAUGACUGUGUACAGUCACAAUCUUUGACUGACAUGCAUUGUUUUAAAUCUAAUGUAAACCAAAUAGGUUUUGAUGUUUACCUUUUUAGUAUGUAUGAGUGAACUUCUUUUAUUGCAAGAGUUACAUACUCAAAUUGUUAUUUUUCUACAGUUUAUCUGUUUUGAUGAUUGUUUUUUUGAAUAUCUGUUCCAAUUUUUAUCAGGCAUUAAAUAGCCUCUAAAAUUAA
Frankliniella occidentalis (western flower thrips) is the source of this 2723-nucleotide messenger RNA. RefSeq names its product E3 UFM1-protein ligase 1 homolog (gene Ufl1). Bases 86 to 2488 code for a protein of 800 amino acids. Gene Ontology annotation, molecular function: UFM1 ligase activity. Gene Ontology annotation, cellular component: endoplasmic reticulum membrane. Gene Ontology annotation, biological process: protein K69-linked ufmylation; regulation of proteasomal ubiquitin-dependent protein catabolic process; response to endoplasmic reticulum stress. The record is from RefSeq and is a predicted model, not a curated record. The transcript is spliced from 13 exons. NCBI's taxonomy places the organism in Eukaryota, Metazoa, Arthropoda, Insecta, Thysanoptera, Thripidae.